CGUAGGCCACUGAACGUCGUUUAAGCGACAAAGCGUCGUUAAUGGAUAUGUAAAUGCAAGAAGAGCGCAGAGUCACGUCGUUUAGAGAAAGCAGGAUUCUCCAUUUCAGUUUACACCAGAAUGGACUCUAACAGACUCUGACCUCAAAAGUACUCAGUGAUUCAUUUGCUCCAUUUUCCGAUUUUCCAUGUCGUUCGCGUCAUCAUUCUCGAUGCUCCGGCACCGCGCGGCGGCUUCCGCGGCGCCUCUCCUCCUCCUCCGCCGCUUCCGCUGCCUCCGAAUCGCCGCCAGACACCAACAACAAAACCCUAACAAACAAGCCCCCCCAAGCCGCAACCUCCUGAAGGCGAAACAGACACUGAAGGAAUUUUCCUCUCUUGCCCCUGUCCUCUCCCUCGAAGCCAGCCCCCCUCUCACCGAAUCCCAGGCCAUCGGCGUGGUGGCGGCGUCGCAGGCCAACUUCAUGCGCGUCAUCGUCCCCGAAAACGACGAGCCUUCUGGAAGCUUCCGCGGGGUUGAGAUACUUUGCGUGGUGAGGGCGCUGCUGAAGAAGAUUAAGCGGAGGGUGAUGGUUGGGGACAAGGUUCUUGUGGGGUCCAUCGAUUGGGUGGACCGCAGGGGCAUGAUCGAGAAUGUCUUCCACCGAACCUCCGAGAUUCUCGACCCUCCCGUUGCCAACGUCGACCAACUUCUCGUACUUUUCUCGCUCGAACAGCCCAAGCCUGAAGCCUUCACCCUAACGCGCUUUCUGGUGGAAGCUGAAUCCACUGGAAUCCCUCUUACGCUCGCACUCAACAAGACCGAGCUUGUGGAUAAUGAAAUCAUUAGUUCGUGGAAGGCUAGGUUGCGCAGCUGGGGGUAUGAGCCGGUUUUUUGCAGUGUUGAAUCUGGACAUGGACUUGAUCUUCUUGGUUUCAAGUUGAGGGAUCAAACAACGGUGAUUGUGGGGCCUAGUGGAGUUGGGAAGUCUAGUUUGAUCAAUGCCCUUAGAAGCAAUCCUUCCAAUGCUGCAGAAGGGGAGAAUUGGUUUGAGCCUGUUCUGGGAAGCAAGUGGCUUGAGGAUCAGCGAGUUGGGGAGGUUUCAACAAGAAGCGGUAGAGGGAAGCAUACUACUCGCCAUGUCUCUCUGCUUCCAUUGUCUGAAGGGGGUUUUCUUGCUGAUACUCCUGGAUUUAACCAGCCUAGUUUAUUGAAAGUGACAAAGCAGUCUCUUGCACAGACUUUUCCUGAAAUCAGGAAAAUGCUUAGUGCCAGUGAGAUUGAGAAAUGCUCGUUUAACAAUUGCUUGCAUCUGGGUGAACCUGGGUGCAUUGUGAAGGGAGAUUGGGAAAGAUAUUCCUACUAUUUCCAACUUCUUGAUGAAAUCAGAAUCAGGGAGGAGUUCCAGCUCAGGACGUUUGGAACUAAAAGAGAAGGGGAUGUAAGGUUGAAAAUGGGAGACAUGGGUGUUCAGCAAGCAGAACCACGUUUGGAACCUAAGAAGCAUAGAAGACAAUCUCGGAAGAGGAUUAACCAGUCAAUUUUAGAUGAAUUGGAUGAUGAUGACGACAAUUUGCUUGAUGAGGAGAAUGAUCCCAUUUUAAGGGCGCUAAGGAAUGAAAACUCUUAGAAUUUCGUUAAUCCCCAGAGUACUCAUUGUAAAUAGUUCCUUUCCGCGCUUUCGCUUGUAUCUCGGAGUCAGCUAGUUCCUAUUACUGAAGUUCAUUAUGUUUUGUUUGACCCAAGUCUGUGUCAGGUAGGCUCAAUCGUGUAUAGUCUGUACAAAUUUUCACCGAUGGACACACUGUGGAAUUCUGAUGACUGAUAGGUUGAUCCAUGCUUAUUGCCUACGAUUGAAUUACGAGCAUCAUUCACACUUUUUGUGAGAUGAUCAUUUUCGGUUAGAACUGAUAGCUUCCGACAUCAGGGACUUGUAAGGGGGGAUUUACAACCACAACUAACAAUUGAAGAUACACUGGACAUUCGUUGUUAUGAUAAAUUGAGACACGGGAAGUAAUUAGUC
Messenger RNA from Glycine soja, 2002 nucleotides. RefSeq names its product small ribosomal subunit biogenesis GTPase RsgA 1, mitochondrial-like. The coding region runs from base 188 to 1609 and encodes 473 amino acids. The transcript has 6 exons. Gene Ontology annotation, molecular function: GTPase activity; GTP binding. NCBI's taxonomy places the organism in Eukaryota, Viridiplantae, Streptophyta, Magnoliopsida, Fabales, Fabaceae. The record is from RefSeq and is a predicted model, not a curated record.